UCGGAAAGUUGUCCAACAUUGCUUUUCCUUUUAAUUUUUUGUUCCCUUCUCACAGCCCUUUGCUGCGUUCUUCAGUGAACCAUUUUGGGUCUCAACAGAAGGAGGACAAGACAAUAGCAUUCAAAUUUUUCUGCUUUUUCUUUUGAUCUUACCUUUUUUUUUUUGUUUCCUUUUUGUUUUCUAUAUCUAUAGUUUGAUUUCAAUGUGAAUUGUGUGUUUUAAGCUGAGUUCUAUUCUAUCAUUCUAUGACAUGCUUUUAAAUCUUUUAUAUAUAGUAUGUCUCAAAGUGAUAAUGAAGUAAUGGUAUUUAGAGGCCACAAGCUCAACUUGUGACUUGACCCUCAUGUUUAUGUGCAGGUUUUGAGAAGUUAAUCACAUAUUCUUGAGCUAAGAUGGAUAAAUCAUCAAACUUUGAUGAAAACUCUGAUGUGGGGGGCUAUCACCCUUCACCUUCCAAUACUCCUGCUUUUUCCACAAUGAGUGGUGAUUCUUUUGCGUGCUGCCAAACUUGGACAAGCUCAGAAUCUGAGACUAUAGAUGAGAGCAGCUAUGCCAGUGAACCUUCACCAUCUCGGUGGAGGGCUAAACAAGAUGUUCUUUCAAAGCUAGGAAUGAAGCUUCGCAAGCAUUCAAUGGAUGAUAAACUUGAUGCCUGUGAGGAUUCAGCCGAGCUUGAAAUGAUGAAGGAAAGAUUUGCAAAGCUUCUGCUGGGCGAAGACAUGUCUGGUAGUGGGAAAGGUGUUUGCACUGCUGUUACAAUCUCAAAUGCCAUUACCAAUCUCUAUGCAACUGUAUUUGGACAAAGUUUAAAGUUGGAGCCACUAAAGCCAGAGAAGAAGGCUAUGUGGAAAAGGGAAAUGAAGGUUCUUCUAUCAGUGUGUGAUUACAUCCAAGAAUUUGCUCCAACAGCACAAUAUUUAGAAGAUGGCACAAUUGUGGAGAUGAUGAAAAGCAGGCCAAGGUCAGACAUCUAUAUCAACCUCCCUGCUCUCCAGAAGCUUGACACAAUGCUCAUAGAAAUAUUGGACACUUUCCAGGAUACUGAAUUUUGGUAUGCAGAGAACAUACCAGGGAAUUCAAGUCGUUUACGUGGUGGAACCUCUUUUCGAAAAGUUGUUCCAAGGAAAGAUGAGAAGUGGUGGCUGCCAGUUCCUUGUGUUCUUCCUGGUGGUCUCUCUGACAAGUCAAGAAAGCACCUGAUUGAGAAAAGGGAUUGUGCUAAUCAAAUUCAUAAAGCAGCAAUGGCAAUAAACAGCAAUGUUCUUGCAGAACUAGAUAUACCAGAAACAUAUAUAGAUAAUCUUCCCAAGCUGAAAUUCUAUUGCCAAGUGAUUGAGGAUUCAAUUAAAUGUGACCCCAUAAAGCAAAUGUCUUGGAAUUUUUCAUCAAAUUUCAUAAGCCUUUUAUGGAAGCCAAUAAUAGCAGCUGAGACUUGUAGGAAACGGGAUGAUAUAGUUUCAUUUAAGAGUGGAAGAUCAAGUCUAGGGGACUCAAUUUACCACUACAUGUACAAUGCAGACAAGUUCUCACCUGAACAACUUCUUGACUGUCUCAAAAUAAGUUCUGAACAUGAAGCACUUGAGCUAGCAGACAGGGUUGAAUCAUCAAUGUACACGUGGAGACGCAAAGCUUGUCUGAGCCAUUCGAAGUCAUCAUGGAGCAAAGUAAAGGAUCUCAUGGACGACACAGACUAUAAGGACAAAAACUACACAUUAGCUGAGAGAGCUGAGUCCUUAUUGUUUUGCCUGAAGCAAAGAUAUCCUGAACUUUCACAAACUUCUUUGGAUACAUGCAAGAUCCAAUACAACCGGGAUAUAGGGAAAGCAGUACUAGAGAGUUAUUCAAGAGUUUUGGAGGGCCUAGCUUUUAACAUUGUUGCAUGGAUUGAAGAUGUUCUUUAUGUAGAUAAAACAAUGAGGAAUCGAGAUGUCUAGAACCACAACUUGGUUUUACAACCGCAUCCUAACACUUGUUUUCCUUCCAACAAUCUUUGUGGUAAACUAUAUCUUUGGUAGAAUGUAGACAGAUAGUAGAUGAUUGAUUGUAUGAAAAAUAUAUGCACUUGUAUCUGUGUGAAUUAUAGUUGUUAAAUGUACUAAAGUAAAAAAAACAGUUUUCACAUUCUUUAAGCGUGAUUUAUAGC
Molecule: messenger RNA, 2143 nt
Organism: Cajanus cajan (pigeon pea)
Lineage: Eukaryota; Viridiplantae; Streptophyta; Magnoliopsida; Fabales; Fabaceae
Source: RefSeq, a predicted model, not a curated record